This is a messenger RNA of Melanotaenia boesemani (Boeseman's rainbowfish), 3971 nucleotides long. RefSeq names its product copine-8. The transcript is spliced from 20 exons. Gene Ontology annotation, biological process: cellular response to calcium ion. The coding region runs from base 243 to 1937 and encodes 564 amino acids. The record is from RefSeq and is a predicted model, not a curated record. Gene Ontology annotation, cellular component: plasma membrane. Gene Ontology annotation, molecular function: calcium-dependent phospholipid binding. NCBI's taxonomy places the organism in Eukaryota, Metazoa, Chordata, Actinopteri, Atheriniformes, Melanotaeniidae.
GGAACAGACAGAGGAGGAAGAAAGGGAGAAGGAGAGAAGUGACAUCACAUCUUCCAGCCCUUCUCUCCUCUCCUUCUCGGGGGCACCUUUGCUCCACUUCUCGCCGAGGAGGCGCGCGCAGUUCCUUUUUUUCCUCUUUUAUCGCUGUAAAAAAAAAAAAAAAAAAAAAAAAAAAACAAAAAAAAAAAAAACGGGGCUGGACCAUAAGGAAGGGUAAAAACAAGAUAAAAAAAAUUGACACCAUGAACAACAGUUUCCUGAACAUGGCGUCGAUAGGCGACUUCGACUCCCUCAACCCGUCCAUUCCUGCCACCAAAGUUGAAAUCACGGUGUCCUGCAGAAACCUGCUGGACAGGGACACCUUCUCCAAAUCAGACCCAAUUUGUGUUCUCUACACACAAGGCAUAGGCAACAAGGAGUGGAGAGAGUUUGGGAGAACAGAAGUGAUUGACAACACACUAAACCCAGACUUUGUUCGGAAAUUCAUUUUGGACUACUUCUUUGAAGAACGGCAGAACCUCAGAUUUGAUUUGUAUGAUGUUGACUCAAAGAGUGCCAACCUUUCCAAACACGAUUUUCUGGGCCAGGCUCACUGCACCCUCGGAGAGGUGGUUGGAUCGCUGGGCAGUCGCUUGGAAAAACCUCUUGGAGGCAUUCCGGGGAAGAAAUGUGGGACCAUCAUUGUGAAAGCUGAGGAGCUGAACAACUGCAGGGAAUCAGUAAUGAUGCAGUUUUGUGGAAACAAGCUGGACAAAAAGGAUUUCUUUGGCAAGUCUGAUCCCUUCCUGGUCUUCUAUAGGAGCAACGAGGACAGCACGUUUACCAUCUGCCACAAGACAGAAGUAAUAAAGAACACCCUGAAUCCUGUGUGGCAAGCCUUUAAAAUCCCUGUGCGAGCUCUUUGCAAUGGUGACUAUGACAGAGCGAUCAAGAUUGAGGUGUACGACUGGGACAGAGAUGGCAGUCACGACUUCAUUGGAGAGUUCCACACCAGCUACAGAGAAUUGUCAAGAGGACAGAGCCAGUUCAAUGUCUACGAGGUGGUAAAUCCAAAGAAGAAAGGGAAGAAGAAAAAAUACCUCAACUCUGGAACGGUAACACUGUUGUCAUUCCUGGUGGACAUUGAAGUUACCUUUCUGGACUACAUCAAAGGAGGGACCCAGAUUAACUUCACAGUGGCCAUUGACUUCACAGCUUCCAAUGGUAACCCAGCCCAGCCCACCUCCCUCCACUACAUGAGCCCCUACCAGCUGAAUGCCUAUGCCAUGGCCCUGAAGGCAGUGGGAGAAAUCAUUCAGGACUAUGACAGCGACAAGAUGUUCCCUGCGCUGGGCUUUGGAGCCAAACUCCCUCCUGAUGGGCGGGUGUCCCACGAGUUUGCCUUGAAUGGGAACCCUCAGAACCCAUACUGUGCAGGUGUUGAAGGUGUAAUGGAAGCCUACUACCAGAGUUUGAAGUCAGUUCAGCUUUAUGGACCCACUAACUUCUCCCCUGUCAUCAACCAUGUGGCCAGGUAUGCAGCUUCUGUGAAGGAUGGCUCCCAGUACUUUGUACUCCUGAUCAUUACAGAUGGUGUCAUCUCAGACUUAGCUCAGAGUAAGGAAUCUAUUGUCAAUGCCGCCUCUCUGCCAAUGUCGAUCAUCAUAGUCGGGGUUGGACCUGCAGAAUUUGACACCAUGAUUGAGUUGGACGGUGAUGAAGUCAGAAUUUCAUCCAGAGGAAGAUAUGCUGAGAGAGAUAUUGUUCAGUUUGUUCCCUUUAGGGACUACAUCGAUCGAACCGGUAACCACAUCCUCAGCAUGGCCCGGCUCGCCAAAGAUGUCUUGGCCGAGAUCCCUGACCAGUUCCUCUCCUACAUGCGGACCCGUGGGAUUAAGCCUUCGCCAGCGCCCCCUCCAUACACACCACCAGGGCAGCCCCUCCAAACCCAGAUAUAAGGAGCAGGGUUGAGAACUGUUUUUAGUCGCAGAGGUUUACUCGUGACAUACUUCCAUUUCCUUAAAGCCGCUCUCCAUGCCUUGUGGUCAUAGAACGCGGUGGCCUUUCCCGUGUUCACAAGCUGCACAUCGGGCCAGAGUAGAGACGCUUUUGAGGGAAAAGCCAACAAGAGUCUGUUUACUUCCACUGUCGAGCAUUCCUGUAAGUGUCUGGAUUUUUAUUGAUUUGUUUUGAUUGUUUUUUCUUCCUGGGGAACCUGGUAAGGCCUCAGAAAGAGCGGGUAACUGUAAGGAGAACAUGAAGGAAGAAAGGACAGGAAAAAAAUAAUUAAGGACCAAAUCUUUGGAAACAUUGUAAAGAGAAUGUCUCCAGAGAAACAAAAGGAAUCACUUGAUCUUAAAUGAGCACUAACUUCUGUAAAUAACUGGACAUAUGUAACUUCUCUGUCUCUUUCUCUCGCCAGCUCACUCACUGUUUACAGUAAAUGCUGUCCAGGAUUUUUACUGUUGAUACUUUUAUAUACAUAUAGUUUCAAUAUGAGCUUGUAAUAUUCUCUCUCACUUUCUCUUCCCUGGCAUUUCUGUCAGGUAGCAGCAGUGCAGGUCCCAGUAGCCCUUCUGUACUGUACCGUACUGUGCUGUACCGUACUGUACCGUAUUCUUGUGUUUGUAUUAACCUUUUGCAUGAGUGUAGCCUCAGUCAAGUGCAUGCAUUUAGUGGCCCUGCACUACCUCUUCUAUCCAUCUGUCUGUGGGAGGCGAGUGUCUGCUCAUUCGUCUCUUCACCAUGUCUGUCUUCCUCGCUCUGUCAUCUGUGCCUCUCUUUAAUUAAGUAGCUGUGUUUCCAUUCAACAUGGGUUUGCAGACGACGGUGGGAUUCAUAACCUUUCAUAUGCUCUAUAUAAUGUUAAAAUCUUCAUGGUAUCAGAUUCUGAUACGGAAAGAAUCAAUAUAUAUCAGAUAUUGGCAAAAUAAUGUAAUAUUGUGGAUUUAUAUGCUGAUGUCAAAGAAAUCUUUUCCCCUGUUAGAGAAGGUUCAUCAAAAGUACAGUGUAGACAUUUAUGAUCCCCAGGAUUACUGGCUAUAUAAAGAAUGACAAUAUUUCUUUUCCAGUUUACCACUUAUGCCUUCAAAAUGAACUCGUGAGUUUGUGAUUGAGAAGUUGUUAUGAACUUCUAACCAAAGACAGCAAAUGAAAAUAUUUGUAAAAACUUCAAGUUAGGGCAUUAAUACUGAAUUUUUAAUGAUCCCAAUAAGUAUUUCAUACAAAUAAUAUGAAUUGGAUUAAUUCAGAUUAAAUUACAUAUGUAUAAUAAUAAUUAUGCUAAUAAUAAAGAUGAUAUAGAAUAGUAGUUGGGUUACAGUGAAUUGGACUAGACUGUUUCUUUAAAAAGUACCUUGAGAUGACUGUGUUGUGAGUUGGUGCUAUGCUGAUAAAUUUUAAUUUAAUUUAAAUAAAAUGAUGGCAAAAAAAAGGGGGUAGAAAAUGUUUCAUAUGCCCUCUAAUUUGAUCUGUGCUCAAAUACGUGACUAACUAACGCUACCCCCAUUAAUCACACAUAGCUCUGCCAGCUAUUAACAGAGCUGUUAACUCUAAUAGUGGCUGGAUGACUGUUUAUCUGCAGACCAUCAGCGUGCUAAUCAUGUUAUUGUAAGUAAUAAACUAAUAUUAGCAUUAGUAUUAGCUUGCCCCCUUGAGGUCAAAUAAUGUGUGUUAUUAAUUUGUUGUGUGAUGUACUGCCUUUAUACCAGAUUUCAAAUGGUAAUUUAAAGUUUGUCAUUUGUGAGAAUCAAUAAAAGCAACUUAUCCUGCUCUUUGAGGCUCAUACUAACUAAAUCCAUUAAAAUCCAUACUGUUUUUAAUUUCCGCUGAGUAGGAGGCUCUGCUGCAACAGAAAAGCAUUAAAGGCAGCACUAUGUCACUCUACAGUUGUUUCUUUGCAUCAAGUAAUUAAAAAAACAGCUGAAACAAAGCAGCUAUCGUUGUUCAAGACUCAACAUACCCAACUCUUUUUUUUUCUCUUCUUUAAAAGA